CAACUUAACCCGGCCCAGAUACCGGCUCGCUGCCUCUCUCUCUCUCUCUCUCUCUCUCGAUUCCUCAGCGAUCUCCGGCGAGGGUUUUUAUAUUUGUUCUUUUUACAAAUUUUUGCUCCGGUGGCUUUUCGCUUGCGUUCAAAAGCACAGGUCACCCCAUCAUCUCCGAACCAGUUUAGGUUCACUAAUCUUCUGUUCGACUGAGAAAUUAGCUGCUACUUCCUUCUUCCCUCGAUGACAUUGCAUCUCUCUGCUGCGCUUUCCUUCGCCCUUCCGGUGCUACCUCCUUGCGAUCGCUCGAGAUAAAAGGAUCAUUCUCGCCAAGACGCCAACUGCAUAAGCAGUGAAAGCUCUGCAAGUUGAUGAGGAGGAGAUGUUCUCAGGAAGUUUUGGGGUACUAUCAUUGUGCCUUAGGCACCGCUGCAUUGUGCUUCGAUUCCAGGCCUUCUCAGCUGCCUCCUCUCACACUAGUAGUAGCAGGGAUAGCAAUAGCUCCAAGAAGGAACUAUUAUUGACAGAAGAGGCUGCAACAAGGUUGGACGCUUAUCGAGAACUUCAGAACCUUAAUUUUAAAUCUGCUGCCAAGAUUCUCUUCACAAAACCUCCCAAGGGGAAGAAGUUUGGGCUCGACUUCCACCUUGUGCAGCUUUUCUUUGCUUGCUUGCCUUCUUUAGCGGUUUAUUUGGUGGCUCAAUAUGCACGCUCUGAAAUUAGAAGAAUGGAGGCGGAAGUAGAAAAGAAAAAGAAGGAAACGGAGGAGAAAGAAAGAGUGAAAGAUGCUGAAGUGACCCCUACAAAAGAAGAACCAAACAAAGAGCUAUCAGAGGUGAAGACUAGGCUUGAUGCAUUGGAGGAAGCUGUGAAAGAGAUAGUUGAUGAGAAAAGAAAAAUCAUUGAUACUGAGCCAAACAGUACUAAAAAUGCUAGAAAUGUAAAGCUUGAAUCCGCUGUCAAGAACUCUGAAAAUCAAAAUGAAGCCGAAGGUGUCGGCGGCUCGAGUUCGAACAUUCAAAAUGGCAAAUUUCAACAUAAAGAUGCAGAGAUUAGUUGGACCUCGACUACAGGAGCUAAUAAAUGAAAGGAACAUUUACACACAUACCACUUUAUUUCAUGCUAUUUAUAUAUUUAAAACUCAAAACAUUAAUAUUACAUGACUAUCAUCCAUAUACAACUUUAAUAUAAAAUAUAUUACUCAUACAAUUCAUUUUUAUCAUUCACACCAUGCUAUAAACUUUAAUAUUUUAUUCCAUGCACUCAAAUUUGUUCUAUGGAUGGUAGUCUUGUAAUAUUAAUAUUUUGAGUAUUAGAUACGUAAAUAGCAUGAAAUAAAUUGCAGAAGGUUUUGGUGACCUGACUACAGGUACUAAUAAAUGAAAUUGCAGAGGGGUUCAUCUCCAUCUAUGCGUUCAUGCAUUGACUUGAUAAUCACCUUAAGCAAAUGGUCAUCUAAAGGUAUAGCCAGCCCUGAAAGUCCUUCAUUUCUUUCCAUUAUGGCUUUUGUUUAAGCAUAUACUAAAUGCUUAAUGCCACAAAUUUGCCUGUUAAGUAUUUAGCUGGUUCAUGUAGGCCAUUUUUUACUUGUUUCAUGAUUGUAGGAUGAACAAAAUGAGAAUUUGAAUGAUAAAGCUCACUAUGAUUUUGUUGCAGAUUUUAUUUCUUCUCAUCUGUUAUAUGUUGAAUGAAUGAUUUGGAUCA
This is a messenger RNA of Dendrobium catenatum, 1695 nucleotides long. RefSeq lists its product as uncharacterized. The record is from RefSeq and is a predicted model, not a curated record. The transcript has 5 exons. NCBI's taxonomy places the organism in Eukaryota, Viridiplantae, Streptophyta, Magnoliopsida, Asparagales, Orchidaceae. Bases 374 to 1078 code for a protein of 234 amino acids.